Molecule: messenger RNA, 1173 nt
Organism: Daldinia vernicosa
Lineage: Eukaryota; Fungi; Ascomycota; Sordariomycetes; Xylariales; Hypoxylaceae
Product: carbohydrate-binding module family 50 protein
Exons: 1
Coding region: 232-753 (173 amino acids)
Source: RefSeq, a predicted model, not a curated record
AGGCUAAUUAAAUGCUUUCCGUUUCUUCCGCGUGACACCUUACGACGUUGGCUUGACUUUACAUUUUACAUCAUCCAAGUAAACCAACCUAUUUAUUGAACAAAACUACUAUUAUUCUAGUUUAACUACCUUAUUCCUAGCUUACUCUAAACCAUUAUCAUAAAGUUCAUCGCCCCGUUUUACUAAUCAAGUCUAUUCUUAACGUACUUCAACCCAACUUUAAACUCUACAAUGAGCCGCUGGUCGCAGUACGAUACCGACGAGGAACGCCUCCCGGAGGGCAUGCAACGUAUCGGCUACGAUGCCGAUACCCAAACCUACACAUUCCGCGACGCCGAGGGAACUAUCUGGGAAAGUGCACCCGGUAACCGAUACGGUGAACUCCAUCGCGUCAAUACGACAUACGCACCUUACGGUGACGAGGAAGCACAUGAUGCAACAGAGCCGCUCCACUCAGCCUCGAAGGGACCAUAUACUUCAUGGCGACACGAGAUGAUGCCCUUACUCAAUUGGUUCUUACUGGUCGGUUUAUUCCUGAUCCUCAUCUUUUGGAUCAUCAGCGGUACAACUAAACCGAUCGAACCGAUUACCUGCGGAGAGCACAGCAGUCCGUACAAGAUCAAGCCAGGCGACACGUGCUGGGCCAUCGCCGAGGGACAUGACGUCCCACUUGAUUCUCUCAUCCACGAGAACGAAGAUCUUGAUUGCGAUAAGUUACCCAUCGGUGGUACGGUAUGUAUCCCAAGGGUCUAGGUCGUCGCUACACCAAGGGUUACAGGGUCUUCUUGUUACCCCAGGGUCCUUAACACAGCAGCAUUAGCUUGUAGGCUUUUGUUGCCGGGAUCGAAUCAUUUGCUUCGCUUCGCUUCGUUGGCGUUUACAGAUACGUACAGGUAGCUGUGCUACAUUUCCACAUUUAGAUUCGCGUCUCAUGCCAGGUUUAUUUCGGCCGCUAUCUUAACUAUUUACUACAUAGUAGAGGAACCUAUGUACAGCUUCGCCAGCUUUGUGUACAUAUGGUUCCCCCUGUUCAGGCCCCAGUCAGUAAUGUAAGCCGGUAUUAGCCUACCCCGUUGAGCUCAUACGAGCUGUUGGGUUCUCUUGGUCGAAGUCGGGCCGUUAAAAAUCAGAUGAGACAACGCCAGCCGUGGCAAUACUUCGUUGCAGUGUUUC